AUGAGAUUAAUGGAGAAGACUAUUGCGCUCUUGGAGGUGAUAGAGGAAGAUAAGGCGCGAGACGAGUACCCACUGUUUAAGCAUAUUUUGGAUUUCGCGAAGCAGAACGGGCACGAGGACAAGGUGCCCUUGGAGAAAAGCGCAGAGGGAGAGGACCCAUCCGCUGCAAACGUGGUACCAGCAAUGUCAACAGGUGCAAAGGCAUUUGUGGCGCAGUUGCUGAAGCUGUAUUGUGAAAGCUCAAAUGCGAGGCGCCUGCUGCAGAAGCACCAAGGUCAGAGCGUAAAGGAGCUGUUCGGAAAGGACAGCACUCUCGACAUGCAGAGGGCAGGUUUGUUCCAGCUGAUGCGUGAUGAGCUGCAGAGCCCUAAGCUGAAAAAGACUGCGAAGCAGGUGAUGAUGAAGAUGAAAGAAGAGGAGAAAGGUGCAGCUGGCAUGGCGGAGUUCCUCAACAUGUUCACGGUGGGCAAGAAGCUCGGCGAGCUGCAGAUCCAGACGGGGCUGGAGGAGUUCAACGUGGACGAAGAUCGGCCCAACGAUCCCGAACGAGAGAAGUACCAAUGGGAUGUAAACGUCGAGCCGCUCGAGCGCGACCUGGAGAUGUGUGCCUGCUGUGGCUCGGAGAUCGCGCAGCGAUGCCGGGACUCCGAGACAAAGUCGACCGACCUGCAGUGGUGCGUGUCAAAUCAUUUUCAGGAUAUGAGAAUCGAAGACGUCAUGGCACUGCUACAAGUAUUGUUUCAAGUGCUGGAAGGUGCGCAACGAGUGGACAAAACGUGUUGCUAA
Prorocentrum cordatum is the source of this 786-nucleotide messenger RNA. The record is from the annotation of a GenBank genome assembly. Lineage: Eukaryota; Dinophyceae; Prorocentrales; Prorocentraceae.